Messenger RNA from Haemonchus placei, 102 nucleotides. NCBI's taxonomy places the organism in Eukaryota, Metazoa, Nematoda, Chromadorea, Rhabditida, Trichostrongylidae. The record is from the annotation of a GenBank genome assembly.
AUGAGUGAAUCAUUGCUGCCGGAUGGGAUGGCGGAGGCUAUCAACGCUACCGUAAUCUUCCCUUCAGGUAACUUUCGCGUCAUUCUUGAUGGUUUUGUAUAG